Aphidius gifuensis is the source of this 2098-nucleotide messenger RNA. Its product is annotated as eukaryotic translation initiation factor 4 gamma 3-like. The record is from RefSeq and is a predicted model, not a curated record. Gene Ontology annotation, cellular component: eukaryotic translation initiation factor 4F complex. Gene Ontology annotation, molecular function: translation initiation factor activity; protein binding; mRNA binding. The coding region runs from base 1 to 1779 and encodes 592 amino acids. The transcript has 7 exons. NCBI's taxonomy places the organism in Eukaryota, Metazoa, Arthropoda, Insecta, Hymenoptera, Braconidae.
AUGAAAAAAUCGAAAUACGAAAGCUUAUGGGAAUCUCCUAAACAUGAUAAAACAUUUUCUGAUGCAAUUGGUGUGAGUUUAGAUUUGUUAAUUGACACCACUGAUGACCAAAUAUCUUGUCAAUCUACUCGUCUUGGAGUUAAAAUAUUUAAAGCUAUAAUGAAUGUAAGAAAGAGUUUUUUAAUGAAAGAAAAAUUAAAAGAACUUGAUCUCAAAGAGAUUAAAGAAGAAGAAGAUGAAAUGAGUGAAGAUGACAUACAGAAUGAAUCCAUCGGCAUUGAUCAUCAACAAAUGUCAGAAGAAGAAGAAGAAAUAAGUGAAGAUGGCAUACAGAAUGAAUCCAUGGGCAUUGAUCAUCAACAAGUGUCAGAAACAUUAGAAAAACAUAAAAAAUCUUCUGUCAUUGAAAUUUCAGAGAGUGAGUCUGAUGUUACUGAGAUGAAUGAUGAUCAGAUGUCCAACAACUCUACUUACUCACUUGGAUAUGAUGAAGAAGUUGAAGAAUAUUCAACGAUGGACGAGAAUCAAAUGUUAUUGUCUAAUGACAAUAACAAAUUGAAGUGUACUUCAUCAGCUGUAAUUUUAUCAGAACAAAACAUACAACAGGUUGAUACAGGUGGUGUUAAAAGAAAACUAAUGGACAAUGACAGUAAUUUACUAACAACACAAAACAAACGACUAUGUGUUGUUGAAACAUCAAUCAACCAACAGUCUGGACCAAGCAGUACUAGUGCUCCAAAAAAUUACGCAUUAAAAGAAAAAACUUUAUAUAAAAGUUUGCAUAAUGAACAAAAUGCAUGGAAACCAACAGCACGUUUGCAAAUAAAUGACAUAACACCUGAUUAUGAAACAAAAGCACUCUAUAAAAAAGUACAGUGUAUAUUGAAUCAACUAACAGCAGAAAACAUGGAUAAAUUGACUCAAGAAGUUAAAGACUUGAAUAUCAAUACACGUGAAAGAUUACAAGGUGUUGUUAAUUUAAUAUUUGACAAAGCUAUCAAUGAACCCAAUUCCACAGCAAUAUAUACAGUAAUGUGUAAAAAAUUAGCAGACAUGCAAGUUGAUAUGAAACAAGAAAAUGAAAAAAGUUUUCAUAUUUUAUUAUUAGCACAUUGUCGACAUGAGUUUAAAAAUACUACUAUUGAUAAAUAUGCACGUGAUGCUAAACUCAAAGAAAUUAGAAAAUGUAAUGAUAUUGAGAAGAAGAAAAAACUAAUAUCAUCACUUAUUGAUGCUGAUCGUCCUUUAACUGGGAAAGCAGUUGGUAAUAUAAGAUUUAUUGGUGAAUUAUUUAAACAAGAUAUGCUUAAAACUUCCAUUAUUGAUAGAUAUAUAAAAGAUUUAUUGACACCAGUUGAUUACAAUAUUGAAUGUCUUUGUAAAUUAUUAACAACAAUUGGUGCAAAACUAGAAAAAUCAAUGAAUAAUAAUUUUGAUUACUAUUUUAAUCGAAUGUCUUCAUUAGCCAGUAAUGAAAAACUAAGCUCAAGAGUCAGAUAUAUGCUUCAAGAGGUCAUUGAUUUAAGAGCAAACUACUGGGAACCAAAAAGAGACAAAAAUAACACAAUAAAACAUAUUAAUGAAGAACGUGCACCAUCAAAAAAAGAUGAUAAAAAUAUUGAAGGUGUACUUAAAAUGAAAGCAACUAACAAUGACAGUAGUUUACCAACAGAAAUAAACAAACAACCAUAUGCCAUUGCAACAUCAACUCCAAACCAACAGACACCAAUUCAAUUACCUGGGUACUCGUGCAGUUAUUCUUACAGAAAUUUCUAUUGAUGAUAAUCUAGAAUGGUUAUAUGUAUUGACCGAUGUUAAGAAUCCCCCAGGUUUUGCGUAUGAUAUAUUUGAAGAACUCGGUGCUUUUUAUGUAUGGCAUAAUGGAACUGCAACUUCAUCUGAGUUAAUAGGACAUGAUGAAGCUAAAUGGAAUCCUCUGAGUCAAUCAUUCUGGAUUAAGUUCCAAAACCGUGAUGAUUAAGAUACAGAAAUAGGUAUCUGCAGGCAUCAGAAAAAAAAAAUUCUGAAACAGUGAAUGAUAAAUACUACUAGUAUUUAUCAAGUACAAAUGAAUUCAGAAUAAAAAUUCAAUCUAAAA